AUGGCAAAACGAAUAAAAGUUCCUACAUAUUUAGAAAAUGUAACCAGCAUACCUCUGGAAUGUUCAGAUGUGGAAAGUGAAUUAUAUGAUAGCGACGGCGAAUUGUUAGAUAGACAAAUUGAUCCACAAGGCAGUGGUGAUAACAGUACUAUUAUCGAGAGUAGUGAUGAAGAAAUUCCUGAUGAAGAAAAUAUAGAUCAGUCAAGUGACAGUGAUUGCGAAAAUAUUCCAAAUAAACGUACGAGACGAUGCAUGCGAUUCCCUUCCAGUUCUGAUGACAAAGGUGGAAGUAACGUACCAAAUCAGCAAACUGAAAUUGCUUCAGACGGAACUAUUUGGACGAAAAUUGAAGAAGGAGGUGUUGCUGGUAGAUUACCAGUUCAUAGUGCUUUCAAAGAUGUACACGGGCCAACAGCACAURCUAAAAGMAACAUUAUGAACGGGGAUCUAAGUAGUGCGUUCCUAUUACUGAUUGACAACGAUAUUUUGGAACAUAUACGAAUUUGUACAGAGUUAGAAGCCUCUCGAGUUUUAGGGAAAAACUGGACUAUUGCGCAAGUAAAAUUGAAAGCAUUUCUUGCAAUAUUGUACGCACGUGGGGCGUACGAAGGAAAUACUUUGAGACUUCAAUAUUUGUGA
This is a messenger RNA of Polistes canadensis, 639 nucleotides long. RefSeq lists its product as uncharacterized. The coding region runs from base 1 to 639 and encodes 212 amino acids. NCBI's taxonomy places the organism in Eukaryota, Metazoa, Arthropoda, Insecta, Hymenoptera, Vespidae. The transcript has a single exon. The record is from RefSeq and is a predicted model, not a curated record.